AUGAAUGAGAUAAAGGAGACCCUACGGAACAUAAAGCAGAACUACAGGCUCUUCCAGCAGCAGCAGUUCACGUUCAUCACCGCACUGCAGCGCACCCGGGAGAACGCGCACGACCUGAUCAGACCCGUGGCCACCAUCAGACAGGUACAAUCCUACAUGGACCAUCACUGUAACAAUUCCACUGACCAGCGUAUCCUCAGCAUGUUCCUGAACAUCUGCAACGAGCUCAGCAAGCUCUGCCAGAGCCUGGAGACCCUGCAUCCCGGGAACAGUGUAACCAAUGACAUCCUGGAGAGAUGCAAGCUGCUCCUGAGCCCCAGCAACGACUUCAGUGCCAUCCGAGCCAAAUACCCCCACGAUGUUGUCAACCACCUGAGCUGCGACGAAGCUAAGAAUCAUUACGGAGGGGUGGUGAGCCUCAUCCCCAUCGUCCUGGACUGCAUGAAGGAGUGGGUCGCCCACACCGAGAAGCUGCCGCGGCACAUGCUGUAUAAUGCAAGUUAGCUCCUGUUCUUUGCCUCCUGCUGGAAGACACUCCUGAAUAAACCAUUUCCCCAUGCAAACCUGACUCAGUUUGCUAAAAUUGUGACAAUGUUUUUGCCUUAAGAUGACCAGACCUUGGCAACAAACAGCCAAAGAGAAGGGAGAAUUGAUACAGAAGA
This is a messenger RNA of Tinamus guttatus (white-throated tinamou), 662 nucleotides long. RefSeq names its product sperm acrosome associated 9 (gene SPACA9). The record is from RefSeq and is a predicted model, not a curated record. NCBI's taxonomy places the organism in Eukaryota, Metazoa, Chordata, Aves, Tinamiformes, Tinamidae. Gene Ontology annotation, cellular component: sperm flagellum; acrosomal vesicle; ciliary base.